AUGGAAGAUGGUGCUGAAGUGGCUGUAAAGAGGAUCUUGAAACAGGAGUUUGACGAUACAGCUCAAAACGAGUUAGAAAUUCUGAGUCGAAUUGAUGCAAACAAGUCACCAUUUAUAGUAAGCUAUCGAACAGUUUUAAAAGACGCUGCCUUUCUGUAUCUAGUAUUAGAUCUCUGUGAAGAAACAUUGAAGGAGCACGUUUGUACUCAAAGUUUGUAUUAUCUACAAGAUCAUGGUCUAAGAAUGAUCAAAGAAAUCUUAAACGGAAUUGAAUUUCUUCACAGUCAAGGAAUUUUGCACAGAGAUCUGAAGCCAUCAAAUAUCUUGGUCGAUAUCGAAGGUCACAUGAGAUUGGCAGACUUCGGAAUAAGUCGUGUUUUGAAUGCAGAAGAAACCACAGUUCUUACACAUGCGAAAGGAACCCGAGACUGGAUGCCCACCGAAGUAAUUGAAGCAAUAGGUAAAGAAGAGAUAGGACGUCUUAAAAAGAAAUCUGAUGUUCAGGUCGCAGGUAUGAUCGCUUUCUUCAUUUCGACCAAAGGUGAACAUCCUUUUGGUCCUGUGCUUGAACGAAUGAUAAACAUUUCGAAAGGAAAUCCUGUUAACUUGCACAUGCUUCAUGAUCUUCACGUUCGAAAGUUUAUUUCUUGGUUGAUCAGUCAUAACAUUGAUGAUAGACCUUAUGCUCAUGAGGCGUUGGCGAAUCCAUUGAUGGUCCAUGUGAAAGAGUCCCUUGCGAAAAUUUCACCUAUGGUUAAACGUAGGCGAAUGAAUUUUCAAUUUUAA
This is a messenger RNA of Paramuricea clavata, 786 nucleotides long. Lineage: Eukaryota; Metazoa; Cnidaria; Anthozoa; Malacalcyonacea; Plexauridae. The record is from the annotation of a GenBank genome assembly.